Acanthochromis polyacanthus (spiny chromis) is the source of this 4306-nucleotide messenger RNA. RefSeq names its product solute carrier family 35 member E4 (gene slc35e4). Gene Ontology annotation, molecular function: antiporter activity. Lineage: Eukaryota; Metazoa; Chordata; Actinopteri; Pomacentridae. Gene Ontology annotation, cellular component: Golgi apparatus. The transcript is spliced from 2 exons. The coding region runs from base 284 to 1426 and encodes 380 amino acids. The record is from RefSeq and is a predicted model, not a curated record.
ACUGAACUCCUCCCCGAGCAGCUCUCCUCCUCCUCCUCCUCCGCCUCCGCCUGUCUUCCUGCCGAAGCAGAUGUCAUUUUGCCAACGCAGGUUACACAACCAGGCCGUCAUGCAAAAUAGAAACACGUGGCUAUAGGCGGUGCUGAAAAAAAAUCCCGCAGCUUUACCGGACAACAAAGCCUCGCACACAGCUGCGUCGGAGGUUAUUUUUCGCCAUUUAUCGACGUGAAACUUUCCAAAUCGGUCCCACAUUUCAGUCGGAGAUGAGACGCUCGGACUCAACAUGUGUUUCCCUUCCAGAGAGAACAAUGAUACGAACAUGAUCAGCGCCGAUGGCUUCUCUAAAUGCGAGGCGACUCUGCAGCAGAGCGGCAGGAGGAGGCCACCCGCAGAGAUGCUCCAUCUGCUGUCAGCCGUCAUUGUGUGGCUGGUGACCGGAACCACCAUCUCCAGCCUCAACAAAUGGAUAUUCGCCGUUUACAACUUCAGGUACCCUCUGCUGCUGUCGGCGCUUCACAUGCUGACAGCCAUCGUGGUGGACUACGGGCUAAUCAAGCUGCAGGUGAUCCGCCACAGAGAGCAGGACCUGACCCCCAGCACCAAGUUUAGGGUCUUCCUGUUGAGCCUGACCUUCUGCGCCAGCAUCGCCUUCGGGAACAUGGGUCUGAACUAUGUCCAGCUGUCCUUUGCACAAAUGAUCUACACUACCACACCGCUCUUCACUCUGGCCAUCUCCACGCUGAUCCUGGGCAAGCAGCAUCACAUCCUCAAGUACACGGCCAUGAUGCCCAUCUGCCUGGGGGCGUCCUUCAGCAUCAUGGGAGAGGUCCAGUUCGACCAGACCGGCUGCUUCUUUGUGUUCGCCGCCACCAUGUUGAGGGGCGUCAAGUCCAUUCAGCAGAGCAUUUUGCUGCAGGAGGAGAAGAUCAACUCGGUCUUCUUGCUCUACCUGAUGUCCAUUCCUAGCUUCUGCAUCUUGGCCGUGGCCGCUCUGGCCUUAGAAAACUGGGCCGUGCUGGAGUCGCCGCUGCACUACGACCGCCACCUGUGGGGGUUCAUCCUGCUCAGCUGCCUGGGCUCGGUCAUGUACAACCUGGCCAGCUGCUGCGUCAUCACGCUCACCUCGGCCGUCACUCUGCAUAUCCUCGGCAACCUGAGCGUGGUGGGGAACCUGCUGUUGUCUCAGCUGCUGUUUGGGAGCGAGCUGUCGGCCCUGAGCUGCGCCGGCGCCGUGCUCACGUUGUCCGGCAUGCUCAUCUAUCAGAACUCCGAAUUCAUCGUCGGCUACCUGGACGCUCGCAGGGCCAAAGCAAAAGGGUCCGAACCGGCGGGGUUUCACACUACAGUGGAAGAGGACUCGACCGCGGCUGAAAAAACAUUUCAACAACAGAGAGCGGAUGGAAAACGGGAAGACAAAGUGGACUGAACUGAAAGGAUGAAGGAGAGAAUAAAAGAAAAAGAAACCUUUCUGCAUUGCAAUGUGUUUUCUCUACCUUUUGUGUCGUUGAGCGGUCAUCAGGAGUGAGACUUCGUAAUGGAGUAAGAGAUCUUUUUUUAGUUAUUUUUUUAAAUUCCUCACUGUGCCAAUUGAUUUCUCCUCUGGUCACACAGAACUGGGGUCUGCAGAGAGGAAAGGGUUGCCUUUAUUUUCCACAGUGACGGUUGAAUUCUCUCCUUUCGUCUGUAAAUCACUCCUAUUUAGCCUAUAGCGGUAUAUGCAUGCACGAGCACACUGAACUGUUUGAUACCUCAUCAGGUAUUCACACUGUCACUCAUACUAAUCCACUGUGAAAACGUUCUCAUUUCCAGAGGGCUCUAAUCGAUAUUUUUGGGUGGCUGUUGUGGAUAUUGUCUGCCUCAUGUGACAUUGAGGGGAGGCAGGGCUUAGAAAACACCCCGCCUCGAAUCUAAACGGGCACAAUUUGUAUUAAAAAUCUAUAUUUAUGGUACUGAUAUGCACCCGGCCCUUUCACGGUAAGGGACUGGGGUUUUUCGGCAGCUUUCUUCUUUUUGGUACGUAAACUAGAAAGCUUGUUAAAUAAGCUCGAAGUUACAGACAAAGCCAACUUUUCUGUACAAUGAGACGCCUCUUUUCCUCCACUGAAGCACAUUUUUAAUAAGAGGUCUGUCUUUGUUUUUUCUGUUUUUUCCCUCCCUUAUGAGCUGCGGUGUGGCUUCCUACUUCAGGCCUAGAUUUUGCCCCUGUAUCAACCUGGAAAGACGGUCUCUGUAGGAUAAGUCCAAUUAUUUCCAUCCUUUGCAGCAGCGCGCUCCUUGAUAAUUAGGUUCACGAUUCCUCUAAGGAGUGUCAAUCAACUUUAGCUGUCUUUUCCCUGCGGGGGAGAUGAGGAAAAAGAAAGCUCGGGCUGUCCUUUACGCUCGCUUCUUAAAUCUAAAUCUCAUCUGUCGGGUUUAAUGUGUUGCUUUUAAAAAGUUGGUCUUGAAAAAAAACUCACUUCUGCUGGACAUUGUUGUGUUUGCUCUUACAGUAUUCAACAAAAGCAUUUACUGACUUGAUUUUGUUUUGUGACGACACAUAUUUUAUUUCCCUUUUUGAUAUUUAUGUGGAAGAAAAUAUUUAUUUUAAGGGCCUUAAUCACUGGCAUUUAAUGCUGCGGAUUCCGGUCGUACGUGUAAUAUUAGGCAGCACUAGUCUCUCCUGAGAGAAAAAAAAACAAAACAAGGUAGAAGACUGCAUGCUGCUGCUUCUGAAAUCCCAGGAUGUCAGCUACACACCCUCCUACAUGUACGGUAUGCCAAAUGUUUACUUUGAAGCUUAUAUGUGUUGUUAUACUGGUUAGGUCAGUCAUUGUUCACGCACAGUGGCGGAAAAAAGUUUCUGGACACCCCUAAGAUUGUACUCAAAUAUUAGCAUGAAAUAUUUGUGGAAAAAUAUUUGUGUCUCAAAAGGUGUGGCAGUAUGAGACAGACACAAACAAAUACAAAUUAUAUGUAUUUUUUGUUUUAUUGUUUACAAGAAAAACUAAAUUGAAUUUCUUAUUUUUAUGGAACCAAUCCUUUUAAGUGUCUAAUGGCCUUCUUUUAGGAUUUGUUGCAUAUUGUGGCUGUGAUUGUACUCAAAGACAUUGCACUUGAAGACCUAAGAGUGACUCUUAAUGCAAUAUUUCUCUAACUUUUUUCCACCACUGUAUAGUUUGAGGUCUCACAAGACGACGCAAAGCCAUGCAUCAAAAAUCCACCUUGAUUUCAGCGUAUUUUGCUGUAAGAAUUUAAUAAUUUUUUGUUUUGAUGUGCCACGCAGUUACAUUUCAAGGGUGCCAUUCAUGACAUAACUCGGUCCUGAGCUUCAUAUCAUAUUGAGCGUUUUAUACAUAUAUAUAUAUGUGUGUCUUUAUAUACUUUGAUGAGCAACAACAUUAAAACCACAUGCUGAAUGUUAUGUAGGUCAUAGUGUGUCAACACAUCAAAACAGAAUUGAAACUUCUAAAAUGGGUGAUACACAUCCAAAGUAACGCCCUCAUAGACACCAUAACGCAAAGCUUCCUAGCAGAACGUGGCAUUUAGCAGUAUGAUCAGUGUUCUUUAGCUGUCAGUGGUUUAAUGUUGUGGCUGAUCAGUGUAUCAAGGAUGCUUUUCAAAAAUCCCACAGUGCAAGAAAGAUAACGGUACCGUUUCUGCAGUUUAAUGUGUUUGAUUUUGUGUUUUAAAUUAGCCUCAGUUACAUGUAGUUUCCCAUUAAUUGAAUACCUCAACUGUUAAGUAGGACUUGUGUUCAUCGAUUGUUGGCUGAGAUCAAGCAGCUCUCCAACAACAAAACCACAGAUUUUAACACGUUAAAAACAAACUUGUGAUAUGUAUUGUCAUGUUGAUGAUCAGGAGUCCCUCAGCAGCUGUUUUUUUUUUUUUUCAGUUUUCUAAUCUCAGUUAAUUGAUUGUUUGGCUGCUUGUUCUCAUGGAAAUCAUGUUGAGUGGAUUACGAGUCCAGAAAGAAGCUACUGUUGCACUGACAAGGUACGAAGACGCUGCCUUCAAAGGUUCCUGUGUACAUACUGGUUUUGAUUGUUGGCAAAGCUAGUCGGUUGUAAAUAGUUAUUUUAAUAUAUUUAUGUAUUUUAUAGUCAUACUGUAUAUGGCUGGUUUAAACUCUACUGGUUCCAGAAUGAAAACGUUUGCCUCAUGCCUUAUUUGGACUUACUGUAGAUGAGACGGGGUGGUUGGAUCUUAUUGGUUAAUACUCUGAAUGUCGCAGGUGCUUCUGUUUAGGGACGAAGAUUCAUACACACAUGAUUGCUUGAAAACAAAUCAUUGAACUGGUGUAAUAAACUAACGAAAACCAAGCACCUCA